This is a messenger RNA of Hibiscus syriacus, 417 nucleotides long. RefSeq names its product 40S ribosomal protein S29-like. Gene Ontology annotation, cellular component: ribosome; cytosolic small ribosomal subunit. Lineage: Eukaryota; Viridiplantae; Streptophyta; Magnoliopsida; Malvales; Malvaceae. Gene Ontology annotation, molecular function: structural constituent of ribosome; zinc ion binding. Bases 85 to 255 code for a protein of 56 amino acids. Gene Ontology annotation, biological process: translation. The transcript has 3 exons. The record is from RefSeq and is a predicted model, not a curated record.
UCCACCGCCAAAUCUAGGGUUUUAAUUAGCUGCCGAGCCUCCAUUUGCCCCUCAGAGCAUUGAUCGACGAGCUGUUAAUUGACAAUGGGUCACUCAAACGUCUGGAACUCUCACCCCAAAACCUACGGCCCUGGAUCUCGCGCCUGCCGUGUGUGUGGAAACCCCCACGCCAUUAUUAGGAAGUAUGGGCUCAUGUGCUGCAGACAGUGCUUCCGCAGCAAUGCCAAGGAAAUCGGAUUCAUCAAGUACCGCUGAAGAAUUUGUCUGGUGUGAAGUAGGAAGGACUUUGUUGAAGUAUGAACUAUCGAUAGUAUGUUUUCUUGUUUGAAGGUACCUUAAGUUGACGUUUUGGGUUUUGAUUAAUUUAGUAUGAACCUUAAAGUGGUUGUUUAACGAAGAAUACUUGGUCGUUUCUCA